This is a messenger RNA of Thermothielavioides terrestris NRRL 8126, 1533 nucleotides long. RefSeq lists its product as uncharacterized. Bases 101 to 1048 code for a protein of 315 amino acids. Gene Ontology annotation, molecular function: RNA endonuclease activity; RNA binding; sequence-specific DNA binding. Gene Ontology annotation, cellular component: nucleus; cytoplasm. The record is from RefSeq and is a predicted model, not a curated record. The transcript is spliced from 3 exons. Lineage: Eukaryota; Fungi; Ascomycota; Sordariomycetes; Sordariales; Chaetomiaceae.
CGCUUGUGGUUCACAAGUUAGGUAGGUAUCACAACCACACAAACAAACCAGCCCGCCCGUUGAGAGCCUACUGCGUACGACGGCAACCUGGUACUGCAACAUGUCCGGUUUCAAGCGCGACUGGAACGGGAAUGCGAAGAAGCGGGAUGGCCCCCGGCCUCCGCCGAAGCAGGCCGUGAGAAACGCGUACACGCCCAUGUUCGAGAACCUCCGCAACGAGCUGGAUGAGCACUACGACCGCCGGGAGCGCAUCGUCAAGGCGUCGCGGGAUAUCACGGCGCUCAGCAAGAAGAUCAUCUUCUCACUGCAACGAGUGCGGAAGAUCGAGAACCAGCUCCCCGCCAACAUCCAGGCGGAGGUCGAUGCGCGGCUGGCCGAGAUAGCCAAGCUCCUCGCCGCCCUCGCGCCGGAAGUCCAGGGCAUCAACCGGUACCGGUACGCCCGGUCGCUCCUGUGCCUCGAGGAGCUCGUCGAGGCGCUCACCUUUGCCCACUACCUCCGGACCCAGACGCUCGUCAGCCUUGCGGAGCUCUCGCCCGUUAUCGAGGACCUCUCGCGGAAAGGAGCGGCGCCCGAGGACGAGGUCAUGGCUGACGCCGGCGUCGACACGGCGGGGAACGCCGAGAAGCCGGCCGAGACGCCCACCGUCUCCCUCACGCAGGACGACUACCUCUACGGCGUCUUCGAUCUCACGGGCGAGAUGAUGCGCUUCGCGACCACGUCCACGGCGCUGACGGGCACCAUGGCUUCCUCCGGCGCUGGCGGGCAGGCGGGCGGGGGCGGCGCCGCCGCCGCCGACGACGACGACGACGAGCAGCCGCGCACUAUCGUCCAGGACAUGCACGAGCUCGGGACCCUGUUUGAGAUGCUGCCCGUGGCCGCCGGGAACCGGUUUGCGUGGGGCAAAAAGCUCGAGGUCGCGCGGCAGUCGGUGCAGAAGGUCGAGCGGCUCGGCUACGACCGCAUCAUUCGCGGCAGUGAGCGGCCCAAGGGCUGGGUCCCGGACUUGAGCGCGGCAGACCAGGGCCCAGGAGACGAGCUGGAGUGACCCACGUUUUCUCAAGUCUGUUGAUUGGUGAGUUGUGGAUUGUUUUUUUGACGUGACAUGACUACCUAUUUGCCGGUGGGCAGUUACGGAGAGUGUAUGCGCUUGGCAGUUGCUCUGUUUUGGUCAGGGUCAUGCUGGGAUGGCAUAGUCAACUUGUCAAUCGCCCGGCGCCUGCGGAGCCUCCAGGAGAGGAGAGAGAGAGGGGGGAUCGCCCUCAGGACGAUUGUAUUGCAGGUAACAUGAAGGAGGGUCUAACACAGUAACUGUCUGUUGCACCUGCAUUCAACGAGGAAUCCUCCAGUGCUCUCUCCAGCGAAUUGCCAGUCGAAUUGCCAGUGUUCGAGAUUGCCAAAUCAACCUGGCAUACCGGAGUUACACUCAUUUCGGCGCGCUACCUGCUUCGUUAGGUAGGUAGGUGGGGCCUUGAGACCGCAAUGCAAUUUGUGCCUUAGGCACAAUCACGGUGCGGGGCAAUUGUGCACUCG